CUGAAAUUUGAUUGGUGGUAAUACUUAUCAACAGUUCAGUCAGCAGGAUACCAGGAAAUGGCUAACAAGUCCGAGUUCUCUGAUUCCAUCGAGAAAACCUCCCGAAAGAAUCGCAUCGAAUUAACGGAAGUUAACUGUCCAGUUUCAUCCGAUAAAGAAGAUGAUGAUCACAUUAUUCUAAAACUGGACGAGAAAAUCGAAUCAGGUGCAGAUUUUGAUACUACAAAGGGCACCAAAACCAAGAUAGUGGAAAGGGUUAAGAAGAUAGAUCUUGAGGAAGGGGAAGUUAUUUCAGAAAGAACAGCUGACACUAACGUGGAUUGUCUUUCUGGGAAAAAUAAACCUAACGGAAGAAAGCUCAGCAAGAAUUCUCCAAACACGGAAGGCAGUAAAACUUCAGGGACAUCCCAGAAAGUUCCAGAUCAAUCUCUCAAUAAAGUUCGAAUUGUGUCGAAUCAUAUUUGGGUAUCUAAUAUCCACCGGAAUGUUAAAGCAGCUGAUCUAAAAGCAUUUUUUGGGAAGAUUUCUAAAGUUUCUAAAGCGAAAAUUCUGACAAACGGAAAACAUUUUUACGGUUAUAUCACUAUGGAAAACGAAGCAGAUGCAUCUAAAUGUAUACGUCAAUUAAACAAUAGUGAGUUUGAGGGCCACACAAUUGUAGUUACUAAAAAUCGUCCUGAUAUGAGAGAUGCCAAAGUUGCAGUAAAAAAAGCUGAAGUAACAAAGAUUAAAGUAGAGAAAGAGGAUAAGAAAGAGAACAAGGUUCUAUUAUCAAAUAUUUCUCCUGGAACAUCUUUCAUGGGUACGAACACCAAGGAAAAACAGUCCGACCAAGAAAAUGAUCCCGAUGUGAUAUCAAUUUCCUCCGAUAAGAUAUCCGACACCAGAGAUUCUGCUGAACCGCCAAUGAAACUGCCAGGGAAAAUAAUGGCAAAAUCAAACGAUAUUCGCGGACGGGAUGAUCAAUUCAAAAAGGAGAAGAAGGAGCGGGCCCCUUUGACAACUUUGGAUGCGAGAAAUUCGGCUUAUAAUGUUGAACAGACGAGAACAAUAAAUGAUCUGAGAAAGAAGAUAAAACUGCUUUUUUGUGAAAAUGACGAUUUGAAGCAUAAACUUGAUGAUUAUCAGCAACGCUACGCUGCUAUGCGUAAUAGGUGCACGAACUUGGAAAAAGAUUUGAAGAGAUCACGGUUGGAAAACCGCGAAGAUCGUCAACGCUUCAACGAAGAAAAAGAAAGUUUCGAAAAGAAGAAGAAAUCCGAACUAGCUCGAAUUGAGGCUGAUAGGGCAGCCGUUCUUAAAGAACUCGCAGAGAAUAGAAAACUCAAAGAUCAACUCAAAUCCAAAGUGGAAGAGCUUCGAGCUGCUCACGCGAAAGUGUCAAAGAGAAGUCGAUCCCCGGCGCCUAGAAAUGCACGCAGUCCUUUCCCGAUGAGAAGUAGCUCAAGUAGUCAUUUUAGAGGCGAGAGACAAGAGAAAAGACCAAGGUAUGAUGAAGUGUCUCGAGUCAGAACUCCGUCUCCUCCCAAGUACAUGGCAGAUGCUGGAAGGAAGAGAAAUAAUGAAAAUGUUCAAAUUUUCUACAGCGAAUCAGUCAAGCGACCAUCUGCUGUGGAGCAUCAAUUCGAUUAUAGACGCAAAACUUUGGUGAGACCUUCUGAAGAAACUGCUAAAAAUGAGUGGACAGGUUAUUUCCAGAAAGAACCACGACGCAGCAAUGCAAUUCCUGCUUAUUCGGGCAAUAGUAGAUAUGGUGCUGGAUUUCCACAGACAGGUUCAAAUAUCAGCGUGCCUCUCAGAGGUCCCCAUAAUGCUCAUUACUUCCCACAGUGGUGAAUUUGCUAUUUAUUCUUGUUCGUUUGCAGUUUGAUUAUUUUUGAGAGUUUUAUAUUUUUUUGCGUUUCACUUUGGAAUUUUCUUGGGAUCUAGUUGAAUAUUCCGUUUCGAUUAAAUAUUGUCAGAUAUAAUUUGAAAUAUAUCUUAAAUUGAAUCAGAA
This is a messenger RNA of Leptinotarsa decemlineata (Colorado potato beetle), 1996 nucleotides long. RefSeq lists its product as uncharacterized. Gene Ontology annotation, cellular component: nucleus. The record is from RefSeq and is a predicted model, not a curated record. Gene Ontology annotation, molecular function: RNA binding; sequence-specific DNA binding. Lineage: Eukaryota; Metazoa; Arthropoda; Insecta; Coleoptera; Chrysomelidae. Gene Ontology annotation, biological process: regulation of transcription by RNA polymerase II; regulation of mRNA processing.